Trichomonas vaginalis G3 is the source of this 10068-nucleotide messenger RNA. Its product is annotated as dynein heavy chain family protein family. Gene Ontology annotation, cellular component: dynein complex; axoneme. The transcript has a single exon. The coding region runs from base 1 to 10068 and encodes 3355 amino acids. Gene Ontology annotation, biological process: microtubule-based movement. Gene Ontology annotation, molecular function: dynein light intermediate chain binding; minus-end-directed microtubule motor activity; dynein intermediate chain binding. The record is from RefSeq and is a predicted model, not a curated record. Lineage: Eukaryota; Parabasalia; Trichomonadida; Trichomonadidae.
AUGAAAAUACAACAAGUAGAUGGAGCAUUAACUAACUAUGGUAAAAUCCUUAAGAUGGAACCAAGUACUUUGGAUGGUUUCGUUUCUUUUUGCGAAACAUUCAAAAGAGCAGAAAAUGUCAAACCUGCAAUUGAAAACGAAAUUAAGUUUGUUGAUGAAACAUAUAACUUGUUUGAGAAGUUCCAGUUGCAGCAUAAAAGAAAUCCUUUACACCAGAAGUAUCAAGUGUUCCAAAGCGAUUUCAUUGUUGCUCAAUCCAUCAAAAGCAAUGUUGUGAAUUAUUUCAUUAAACAACUCAAAGAAAUGAUUUCAAAUUUGGAGACAAAACUGAACAAAAACUAUGAAAAAGUUUCAGCAAUUCCUCCAACAUUGACAUUGGUUGAUAUCGAGAAAGAGUUACCAAGAAGUGAGAAGAGAUUACGUAAGAUGAAAGAAUUGGAAACACAAGUUUCACAAGCCAUUAAAUUCCAGGAAAUUAUUGAUGUAGAAAUCAACAAAUUCGCGUUUUACAAUAACGUUAUAAAUAUCAAUGAAUUUGCUCUAACUCUUUAUACAUCAAUAGAAAACUGGCAGAAGAUAUCAGAACAGAUUGCAAAGAAACCAUUUUCUAACAUAGAUAUCGUUUCUUUCAAGGAAUCAGUCAUGGAAAUCGAUUCUCAUGUUAAAAAACUUCAAAUGUUACCUGCAUCAAACAAUUAUCCAAUUUUGGUCGAAUUGGCAGGAAAAGUGAAUGAAAUUUCACCAUAUAUCGAUGAACUCGAGAAGUUAAGCAGCUCAAGGAUGCAAGCACGCCAUUGGAACAAUUUGUUUGAGUCCUGCAAUCAACAAGCAAGUUAUAAUCCAAAGAUGACAACUGAUGAAUUAAUUAAAAUGAACAUUUUGCAACAUAAAGAUAAAAUUGAACAGAUCACGAAUAUGUCAUUGGGUGAAUACAAGCUUGAGACAGAGUUCUUCCAGAUAACUAACUAUUGGAACAAAGUUCAAAUGCCAAUUGCCGAAAUCCAAGGAACAUUGAACGAAGAAAAUUUGUUGUUAGGAAAUACAGACCAAUUAUUACAAGAAAUCAAUGAUGCUUUGAUCAACAUUAACUCUAUGUUGCAAAGACCAUAUGUACAAGGAAUAAGAGAUACAGUUACUAACCUUGCUUCCACUUUAGAGAACAUUAAUCAAAUCAUUGAAGCAUGGCAAUUAUUCCAAAGUAAUUGGAUAAUUUUGAGUGCAAUUUUCUCUCAAGAACUCACGAGAUCUUUGUUGCCACAACAAAUGAACAAAUUCUCAGGUGUUCAGAGAAAAUGGUUUACAAUUGCACGACAUACAAUUAAAGACACAAGAUUGUUCUCUGUUUGUUCUUUCCCUUCGCUUUUGGAUGCAUUAAAUGAAAACAAUCAAACAAUGGAAUCAAUCAUUGCUUCUCUCGGAAAACUUUUGGAUACAAAGAGAAAUGCAAUGCCAAGAUUGUUCUUCUUAUCAAACGAUGAUGUUCUUAAGCUUAUCUCCUCUACUUCCGUUAAAGAAAUCUCAACAACAAUCUCUAAAAUCUUGAUGUUCAUUGAUUCUCUUGAAUGUAAAAAUGAUGUUGGAGAAGAUGGACCGAUUUUCCAAUCGAAAGUCUACAAGAUCAUUGGCGAUGAUGGCUAUGCAUUGAGCUUAUCUAAACCAGUAGACAUCACUCCAGUUCCUGAACAAUGGAUCAGUGAUUUGAUUGAAAAAAUCCAUGAAAACAUCAAAGAUUUGUCAAUCAAAGCAAUUCUUAAAUAUUCCAAUGUUUUGUUCAGCAAAUGGAUAACGAUGUAUGAACCAAAUAUUUUGGCAAUUGCUUUGAAUGUUGUUUUAACAACAUCAUUGAAGAAUUUCUUGUUGAAACAAACAAUGAAAGGAGAUACUCCAUUCCCUGAUUUAAUCAAAGAUUAUAUCAGUCAAGUUUCAACUUUGGUAAGAGGAAGACCAGAACUAGCAGGAAUUUUAUCAAUUCUUAUGUCAUUUAGAGAUAGACAUUCCAAUCUAAUUGCUCAAGAACAAAAACGAAAAGGAUUAAAUCCUGUUUUAGAUUUCGAAACAAUGUUGAAUUUCAGAAAAGAAGACAACCAAAUUGUUGCAUCAAUUUCGAAAACUUCUUGGGAAUUGGGAUACGAAUUCUGGGGCAAAGUUCCAUUUUUAGUUCAUACAACAGCCAUAGAAUUUGCAUACCAAAAUUUGGCAAGAGGUAACAGAGAGAUUGAUCCAAUGAUAUUAUUAGGAUCAACGAUGACAGGAAAAUCAUCAACAAUUUACAAAUUGUCAUUUGAUAUGGGAAGAUUUAUUUAUUCUUGGUAUCCUUUCCCACAUAAUUCUGAACAUUUCUUGAGUAGAAUAUUAAUUGGAACAUGUCUUACAGGAUCAUGGUGUAUCUUUAAUCACAUCGAAAAGAUGGAAAACAGAUAUUUAUGUUAUUUAUUUGAUAACAUUCAUACAAUGUAUCAAUUGUUGAAAGCGAAUUCAAACAAAAUUAUUAUCUCUUCUAAAACAGUUGAACUUGAUCCAAACGCAAGAUUCUUCUUCACAGGGCAUCACGUCAAAUACCAAAGUGAAUGCGUUCCUUCGCAGAUCAGAUCAACAAUUAGAUCAAUCGCUUUAAGUGACACAAAUCCAGCUCAAAUCAUUGAAAUUAGAUUAUUGGCUAAGUCAUUUAUCGACACGAAGAGAUUAUCAUUGAUUAUUUAUUCAUUGAUAACAACAGUUCCACAAAUUAUUUCUCAAGCCAAAUCUAUGAAUUCUUUGUUGUAUUCUGCGUUUAUGAUCAUUGAUGGAGCUGUUUUACUUAGAACUAAAGGUGUUGAUGAUGUUUCUGGUUUGAUGUACACUGCUUAUCAGUUCUUCUCGAUGACAAGGAUAGAUAACGAGAAAAAGAAGUUGAUUAAUGUUAUUUCAAGCUGUUUCAAUGUUCCUGUCGAUGAAAUCAACCAAAGAUUUGAUAAGAUUUCUUUCGAAGAAAACAAAGCGAAAUAUUUGGAAAUUUUCAAGGAAGAAAUCAACAAAAUCAAUCCUUAUUUGCCAGUUGAUUAUUUGGCAGACAGAACUUUGGAUCUCAUGUUUACUUUGUCCUUCUCUGAUUCUGUUAUUAUAAUUGGUCAACCAUCAAGUGGAAAAUCAUUAAUCGUUAAGAUUCUCAAACAAAGUGUUUCUUCACAGAAAUUCCACGAUUUAUUCCCGAAUGUCAAUCAAUACGAGAUCUUCGAUUGUUAUUACAAUUCCGAGAAUCCAAACAGAUUGUAUGGACAUAUUUAUGAUGAUUUGACAUUUGGACAAACAUGGGCUUAUGGACAUUUACAAGCUAUUUUGAAUCAAAUGCAUAAUAAAUCUAAGACAAUUAAUAUUCUUAGAUUUGAUGGCAGUUAUUCGAAAGAUUUCAUGUUAUUCAUGAGAUACUUUGUCCCUCAGACAAACUGCAACGCAUUCAGAACAGCAAGCCAAGACUUUGUUUACGCAAACAGGAGGAUGAAAGUUAUUUAUGAAUCAACAAGUUGUGAAGGAUUAACUCCAGGAUUAUUAUCAAGAAUUCCUGUAAUUUACAUGAAAUCUUGCCAAAUCAACACUUCUUUGAUUGUUUCCUGCGAAUUAAACCAUCCACACAUCAUUCUAAAGAAAACUUUCGUCGAUCUUGGAUACGAAGAAACAGAACGCGCAAGUUUAUUCGCUGAAACAUUUGUUGAUUUGAUUCCAAAAGUUGUCAAAUUCGUUUAUCAUUCAAAGAACAAAAUCAGAUAUUCCCAGAAACCAGAGAAAAUGAAAGACGGAGAGAUCUAUUUAUCAGAGGUUUUACCGUAUUUCACAGCUAUUGUUGCACUCAAUCUAAUCUUCACAAUGAAGAUGGACAUGAAGAAUCAAUACCAAAUGUCUUUGAGUUUAGUUUACGCUUGCAAUAGAAUUUUCACACAGUUCCUUGAAGAUUCAGAAAAAGAGAAAUUCGAUCAAUGGCUGAGAGAUGAAGAAGAGAUUACUGUUCCUAAGGAUUGGAUCGGCUAUAAUGUACCUGAUUUAUUCUGGAACAUGUAUCCAAAGCCAUGUUUGAGUUCAAUGCAAGUUUUCGAAGGAAAAUUGAUUCCUCUGAAUUUCAAAUUGACAGAUAAUGAACAAAUUUACCAGGCAAGAUCAGAAGGACAAUUACCUAUAUUCCCUAACGAAGUACAUGUCAUGAAUGUACAAUUCUUACAUCCACUUGAAAUUGCAAAUAGAUUACUUGAAAACCAAAGAUCAAUUAUAAUUCACGGACCGAAAUCAAGUGGUCGUGAUACAUUUUUGAGAAUUCUGUUUUCAAUGAAUGAUGUAUUUUUACCAACUACAUUCGAUGCAAGUGAUUUCGUAACAGCUGAUGAAUUCAUUUCAUUCAUUUUGUCUCAUACUCCAUUCCUAUCUAAGAUUUUGACUCCAGGAACACAAAACAAAAUCAUUAUUUUAGUAAUAAGAGGAUUGAAACCACAUCACACGAGAUUGCAAGAGUUCCUGAGACAAAUCAACAAUAUAGGAAAGAUCAACGCUUUCUCAACAACAGAUCCAAAGGUUUACGAGACAUUAACAAUCAUGAGAUUCGUAACAAUCAUUACUGUUGAAGAUAUAACACAAUACGAUAUAAGAUUUGUUCAAAAAUACAUUCCAAUUGGAUUAUCAGAGAUAUCUAAUGAUUCCGCAAUGUUCAUGGCCUCAAAGAUAUUGCAAGCUUACGGACACAAGCAGCAAAAUGCCGAAUUUUAUGCAAGAAUCGCUACAAAUUUGUUGGGACAAUUCGAACUCGAAAACAAACCACUUUUGUUGUUACAAUCUUUGUUUACAAUUUGUCAUUUAGGAGAUGAUGUUUCAACGCAUGAUAUCGUGAAACAAUUGUUUGCAGAAAUGAAAUUCAGAUUCUUGCAUCAGUUCCCUCAACAAGACGUCAAAGAUAAGAUCGAAUUCAUUGGAAAUAAUGAGUGCAGAACAGAAAAUGAAAAGAAAGCUGCUUGGGAUUUGGUCAAUUCUAAGAAUAUUUUACUUCCUAUUUGCCAUUUAACAAAAGAUAUGAAGCAAUUCAAGAUCGACCAAAAGACAGUUGCUUAUCAACAAUUGGCUUACAUGAUCAUCAGAGAUAUCGCAAUUUUCAAUGCAAAUGUAAUUGAAAAACUUUCUUUGAGAGUUACUCCAGCUUUAGUUGAUACUUGGGCAAUGAUGUUAAGAGCAAUGAGAACUCCUGGUUGUAACAUUAUAAUCAACGGAAUGCCAGGAUUAGGUAAAUAUUCGAUUACGAGAAUCAUUGCUCAUUCAUGUGAAUAUGAUUUCAUCAACAUCGCACCUCCAACAAUUGAAGAACAAAUGGUCAAAGAAGACAGAAUUUUCUCUUUGUCAAGCGUAAUUCGAGAUGUUGUAAUCAAUGCUGCUUUGCAUCAAAAGAGAGCAGUUAUAUUCACAAGAGCAACUAAAGAAUCUCAGCAAGAAUUAGACGCUUUGAUUUUAUUUGUUACUGGAUAUGAUUACACUCAUUUCUUCACGAAAUCAACAUUGGAAGAUUUGUACACAAGAUUCACGAAUUCUCAUGCUUUAACCUUUGAACAAAAGAUCAUUGCAAUGAGACAAAUCAAGAACAUUUUGAGGAUAAACAUCCAUGGUGUUAUUGCUCAAAAUGAACAAUUAAUUAAAGGAGAACAUGCUCAUUUCGUUGAACUUAAUUUGAAUCACGAUACAACAAAUUAUUACACUGCUUUUGCACAAGAAGCAAUCGAACAACCAGCAACAAAGAAAGUCAUUGGAUCUUCAACAACAGCUGUUUCACAAGUCCUUGGAAAUAUGCACACUGUUGCAAGGAAAUUCACUUCUUAUUUCCAUCCAAAUAUGAUGUACGAUUUCAUCGAUUCUUUCUGUCAUUUCACUGCUGCUGAUUUCCAGAAUUUGAACACUAAAUUCGAGAAUUCUCAAAGCGCAAUUAGUUUCAUCGACAAACUACAAGGAGAAGCGCAUGUAAUAGAAAGAAGAUUGGAUUCUUUGGCUCCUACUUUGCAAAGAUUACAAGUUGAUUCUGAAUCUUUGAAUUCAAGUUACACACAAAGAAAAGAAGCAAUUGAUAACAGACAACAGAAGCUCAUUGAAGAUAAGAAGACUAAGUUAGCUGAAGUUGAGACAUUGAGAGAUGAUGUAGAGAGAUAUGAUGCAGAGUUCAAUGAUUUAAGUCCGAAAUUAACACAAGCAAUCGAAGAAGUCAAGAAAUUGACUAAAAACGAAAUUGAUACAAUCAGAAUUUCGGCAAAUGAUCCAAUGCCAUCAAUGCGAUUGCUAUUUGAGUUGUUCUGUCUGUUCUUGGACAUGCCACCUUCAUAUGAAAGAAGUGGCCAGAAACUGUUAAUGGAUCCUAAUUUCAUUGAACUAUUGACUUGUUGUAUAACAACAGAUUCAAUUACUCCAAAAGUUUUGGAACUUGCAAUGCCAUAUUUUGAGAACGAAGCGAUGAAUCCAACAGAACUCGAAGCAACAGCACCAGCUCUUUAUACAUUGUUUAAUUGGAUCCAUUUGUUAUGUCAAUAUUGUCAAUUAAGCAACUCAAGAACGACACAAAGAAGAAUUUUGGAAGAAAAGGAAAGAUCAUUGCAACAAUACAUGGAAGAAAUGGAUGUCGAAUUGGCAUCAAUAGAACAAGUUGCUGCUUCGCUUGAGAACGAGUUAAAGAACUUACAAGCAAGCCAAGCAUCAAGAGAACAAAUGGAAAAGGAUUACAAAGCAAUUUCAGAGCGAAAGAAGUCUUUGGAAUCAAUUUUCAAAGAUAUCGAACAAUUCGUUGAAAAAUGGCAAAACGAUACAAGAGAAUUCCCUCAAAAGAAAGAGAAAUUGAUAGGAAAUUCCAUGUUAUUCUCAUUCUUCCUUGUAUUUGGCGGUGUUAUCAAUAUCGAGAACAGAGUCACUGCUUAUCUUUCUGCUCUCGAAUUGAUUAAAAACGCUGGAAUCGAAUGCGACGAUGGAGAUGUCGACAAAAUGGUUCAAUGGAGAUUCAUUCAGAUCAGACCGGAAUUCUAUUACGACAGACCUGAUACCGCACAUACAUUGGAUAUUGCUACAGACAUUCAUCAUAUCUUCGCAACUCUGAGAACUCCUUUAUUGAUUGAUCCUGAUGGAAUGGCUUAUUCUAUUGUUGCAAAAGAUAUCAAAUCAAGAUUAAUCGAAUGCUCAGCGAAUUCAUCGACAUUGGAUGUCACUGCAGCACAAGCUGUAUCAGAAGGAAGAACACUCUUGAUAUACGAUGUUAUGCAGAUGAUUCCUUUGCUCAGUAUUUUGAUUCCUUUAGAUGCUCUUCCACAAGAAAAUUCGAUGCAAAAAGAUGUAAGAAUUGGAAGUCGUGUUGUUGCUUGGGAUCCUAACUUCAAAUUGAUUUUGGUCUCUCCUGCUUAUUCCAUCAAAGAAUUACCUCUUGACUUGCUUUCAAGGUGUACAACAAUCGAUGUAACAGCAACAAUGACAACAAACUUGAAACACAUUUUCAAGCAAGUUUUCGGAAUGUAUUUCCACGAAACUUUAUUCAACAAACUUCUUGAAGAUAGAAAGAACGAAAUAAUGAAGAGAGUUAAUGAAGUUAACUACGGACGAAACAUCCUUGAUAUCUUAGCAGACAUUGUUGCAACACAAGGAGUAAAUUCAAGUUACGACUAUUUGAGUGAUACAGAAACAAUUGAAGAACUUUUGAAGUCAAAAGAAGAAUAUUUCAAGAACAAGAACUUGAACACAGAAAGCAAUUCACAAGAAGAAUACAAGAAUAUCAUGCAUCAGUUCUCUCCAUUGAUCCAUCAAUGUGCAACAUUCUGGGAAAUCGCUUCUAGAGUUAUUCCAAAGAUUUCUCAUUUACAACCUGGUUCUUUGUUGAGUUACAUGAGAAGAAUCACUCAAAUUUUUGCAAGCGAAGGAUAUCAUGCAGGACAAUUAUUACCUGAACAAUUGAUCUCUCUUCGAGUAUCAAUUACCGAUGCUUCCUUGCAAUUGUUCUUCUCCAACAUGGCAAUGAAUGAUGCUUUGUUCUUCUUAUUCUUGUCUUCUUUCAUUAUGAGAAUUCCUCAAACACAUUUGACUUUGAAAGAUGUCAAACCAGUUCUUGAUCACAUCAGACAGACAUACAACAGUAAACUCUCUUACAAGGACAGUAACCAGGACAUGGAUCCAUUCGAGAAACUUCGUUAUACAAGUUUCGAAAACGUUUUCGAAACAGUCAGAUUAUAUGUUUCAGAAUUGUAUGGAGAAGAGAUUUUGCAGAACUUCCCAGAGUUCACAGUUGAUAGGAUCAUUUCAAAUAACCCACAAGUUCCGAAUAUCAUCAUUUCCAAUCAGAACAACGAUCCAAGUGAUGUUGUUCAUCAUUUGGUUGCACAAAGAUCUAAAGUUGAAAAUGUCGAAUGUAUUUCGAUUUGCGAUGACUUAGAAUUCCUCAAGAACAUCAGGAAAGUCAUGUCCAUGGCCACAUCCAGAGGCAAUUGGAUUUUGUUGCAUAACACACAAAAUAUUCCUGCAACAAUUUCAAUUUUAAGUGACAUUUUCACACAAAUGACGAUAACUUCCAUAAACACGAAUUAUCGAAUGAUAAUUUUGUCGUCAAGCAUCGAUUCCAUUCCUCCUUCUCUCCAUAUGAAAGGUAAAAGAACGAUUGUCAACUUGAUACCAACUGUUAAGUCCGUGAUGCAACAGAUCAUCACAUUCCACGCUCCGCAAUUAGUUAUUGGUCGACAGCUUAAACUAAUGAAGAAAUUGGUUUACGCUGUUGCAAGUUUAUUGGCGUUUGUUUCAUAUAGAAAUGUCAUUAGACCAAACGGAUUCAAUGUUAACUUCUCGACUCCUCUUUCUACAAUACAAGCGAUAGGAAGAAGAUGUUCAGAGAUAUUUGGAGAAGAUGAAUACACACAACCAAUUGAAAACAUCAGAAAUGUAAUCAUGGAUUCUGCUUUCCAAGCUGUUUGUGAUCCAAGAGACAGACAGAUGAUCAACCACUUGUUGACGCGUAUCAUAAGAAUGGAAACGUUCCAAGACGGCUUCAAAGUCGGUGUCGGACCUGAAUCUGAAUUGUGGAUUAUGCCAGAUGACGAAGUUCCUCUUCCUUCAUUUUCUCAGUAUCUCCAGAAGAUUCCUGCCUAUCCAAUGGUUGAAACACUUGGUGUAGAUCCAUUGAAUACACCUCUAAAGGACUGGACAUUAUCAAGAUACAUCGCUCAACCAUUCUUGAAAUACGCAGGUCCUGUUGAAGUUCCUCACAGUGGAAUUUUAGUCAGAAUUGAAGAUUUACUUGCAAUUUUCCCAUCGAAAUUGACGAACGAUCCAACAAGACCUUCUUCGCCAAUACAUUCAUUUAUAGAAAGAGAAAUUAUUAUGCUGAACAACGCAUUGGAAAUCAUUGGAAAUUCAUUGAGAGAAAUGCAUGAACAAGCAGAAAAGAACGUUUACAACAAAGAAGUCCAAGAAAUGCUCAGUGGAAAAGUUCCAACGAUUUGGCAACAAGCAGCUAAAGUUUACACUUUCUAUGAUGCACAUAACUUCAUCAAUUUCCUGCUUUCAAGACAGAAGAUGUUGAAAUCAUGGACGGAAGAGUUCAAAUACGUCAUCAACACUCCAUUAGUAACUGAUCCGAAAUCAUUAAUCAUUGCUUUCGCUGCAGAAGAAGCGCAAAGACAAAAGUUGCCUCUUAGCGAGUUAGAAUACGAAUACACCAUUGUAGAUACAACAGUUGAUAGUGUAAAAGAAGGAGAAUUGUUGUUGACAAGAUUAUCACAAGAAUUCUGUGUAAUUAACUCUAAAACACAGAAGAUUGUUAGAAUUGACAAGACACAAUCCUCUCCUUUCAUUCCAUUGCCAAGCUUGCUUAUAAAGUUGGUGAAAGUUGGAACAAAUGUAAGAAAUCCAGAGAAAACAUAUGUUCCAAUUGGCUUGUUCAAAGAAGCAAGGCCAUCUGAAGAAGACGUAUCAGAAGAUGACAGAAGUAUUUACCAAGGAAGACCCGUUAACUUCAUUACUAACAUUUACAUAGAGACAGAGGAUAAUCCUUCUUACUUCUCUGUUAAUGGUUCUUCUAUUUUCUGUCGAACAUCAGAAUAUUUCAUGUAA